Messenger RNA from Osmia lignaria (orchard mason bee), 3273 nucleotides. Its product is annotated as transmembrane protein 245. NCBI's taxonomy places the organism in Eukaryota, Metazoa, Arthropoda, Insecta, Hymenoptera, Megachilidae. The record is from RefSeq and is a predicted model, not a curated record.
AUCGAAACCAAUCGAAACCGUGCAUGCACCAUACCGCAUUCCGCAUAAAGCACUCCAAAGUGUUGUCUAAUAUUUGUAACUUAUCACUUUGUAUCUUAUAUAUUUCUUAAUUCUUAUUAUUUUCAAUCAAGUAUAACUCUUUAACUAUUAUUUUAGAAUAAUCUUAACCGAACGAGAUAAGUGCGAUAAUAAGAAACUUGAAAAUUAAAUAAUAAGCGCUAAACGAAGAUUACGUAUAUAGAAUGCAUAGUACGUUAUCGCCGAUGGAUAACCUUUUUAACAUGCUGUCAAAUUUCAGUGCGGGUCAUGAAAAAGCUUUAAAACAAGGCAUUUAUAAUGCUGUCGCACUGUUUCUUUUGUGCUUGGUUUCAGCAGCCGGGUACGGAUUGUACAUUAUACUGAGUCCAUUUAUAAAACCUUUAAUUUGGGCUCUGCUAUGUGGUUCUGUUUUAUUCCCUUUCAAACAUUCGUUAACAACUAUUGUACAAUCAUGGUUUGAAAAAACCGAAACGUCUCACACACCUCUGUUUAUAAAUUUAAUGCUACUACCUAUCCAAAUAGUAGACAAAAUUUCUGAUGAUUUAGGAUCAUUUUUAUGGAAACACAUUAAAUAUAUUUCCGCUACUUUUUUGUUGGGAUCAUUGAUUCUGUGUGUAUAUCAUUAUACACCUACUAUAUUAAGUUGUCUGAUAUGGAGAAUAUGUAUAGCUUUUAAUAUUAUUUUUGGAUUUUUUAUAACAACAUGCAGUACCUAUACGAUAAUUAUUGUACUCAUGGGAUAUUUAUCUAUAUUAUAUAUUUAUUGGACACCACAGAAUUCCAUCCAUUUUCGUUACACCUCGUUUGUCAUAUGGUUUAUGAUUAGUUUAUAUGUUUCUAAUAUAUUGGGUGCUUAUCAAACUAUUGUAUUUAUAGCACUGCAAGUAUUAUACUUGGUUGGAUUUAUUUAUGAGGUAGCAAUUGUUAUGGAAAACCAAGAAUUGGAUGGUCAUUCCAUGACGUUCAUGGAGGCAAUACGUUUUACAUUAACAAAUAAUGUAAUUACAUUUGUGACAGAAGAUACGCUACCUCCGUUAAGGAGCAAAAGCCCUAUAGAGAAUAUUAAAAAGGAAAUUAGAGAUGCUAACGAAAGUGGUGAAAUUGGAGAAAUUAAAAAAAUCACUUCUGCUUCAGCAUUGACAGAUCCUAGUUUUAUGAAAUUAUCUAAGAAAUCAAUGUCACUGGAUGCAGAUAAUUCACCAUCAAUACAUAAAUUACGAUCUACAUAUAAUGUUCCUUCUGGUUAUAUGUCGUUACGCGACCGCUAUUUCUUGAAAAGAUUAAAAACUGAAUUACGAAUGUCUAUAGAUAUGGAAAACGACGAAGUUGAUACCGACAAGUACAUGUACGGAGCACUAUAUGCUUGCAUUGGUAUGCUUCUUUGGAAACAUAGAUGGAUGAUAUAUAUUUCAAUUAUUCCUAUAGCUUUAUACAUCAUUAAACAACUUGGUAUUUAUUUUGGAUUGUGGAAAAUGAUAAGGAAUCAAUGCAAUAUCAUUAUAGAAAUUCUUAGAAACUGGUUUAUAGAACGUCAUCAAGCCCUUUUGCCAGCUAACAUUAGAGGUUUAUAUAAAGUUGGAAUAAUAAUUGAUGAAAAGUUAACAAAAGCCUUAAAAGCCUCGGUCAAUUCUGUGGCAACAAUUGCUGUGAUUCUUGGAUUAAUUAUAUUUAUAAUUUGUACGUCCAUUUUUAUAACAAUACAGGUUUAUACAGAAGGUAUACAUCUUAUUCAAAUUACUGGAGAAAUACUCAAUUCAUCCUUAAUGAAUAAUCCAGAUAUUGAUUGGUUACCAGAACACUGGGAAGAUUCAGUUAAUAGUGUCUUAGAUAAUGCCUAUACGUAUGGACGAAGUGCUAUUUCCGAUGGAAUAAAAAGUUUAGUAAAAGAUUUAGAUUCUGCAAAAGCUGAUCAAGUGGAGAAGAAGGUGUUAGAGCUUUGGGAUAGACUUUAUCAAGCUUGGAUGAUGUCUAAUGAACAUUCAGAAUUAAUUGGGCCUACCGUGGAUGUCGCAGCGGCCUAUUCAGUAUGGGAAAGUUUUACAGACAGUUUUGGAAAAACACCUCUACAAUUGUUUAACGUGACCAGUAUACAAAACUUUAUAAAAGAAAAUAUUGGAACCUUUAUGUCGGUGUUGGAUUCGAUUUGGAGUAUCGUUAAGGGCAACAUGUCUGUGAUACUAACAAUCUUUACAGAGUUAUUUUAUAUUAUACUUAUGAGUGGAUCGGCGGUACUUAAUUUUGCUCUCAGCAUGGUGGUAUUCUUCACGACGCUGUUUUAUCUUCUUAGUUCUAGCAAUAAAACUUACAGACCCAUCGAAUUUACUACGGUGUUUAGUCCUAUUAGUUGUCAUAGAUUUGCUAUUGCAUUACAAGAAGCAGUAAUUGGAGUAUUUGCUGCAACAUUUAAACUUGCUUCUUUCUUUGGCAUGUGGACGUGGUUUAUACAUAACUUAUUCCAAGUAAAAAUUGUUUACUUACCAUCAACUUUUGCAACUAUACUUGGUGCUGUACCAUUUUUGGAUGCAUAUUUUGCUUGCAUCCCGGCUACUCUGGAACUUUGGUUUACUCAAGGACCUAUGAUUGCAAUUGUAUUUUUUAUGUUCCACUUUCUUGCUUGUAAUAUUGUUGUAACUGAAUUCUACAAAGAAAUUAAAGGUGGUGGACAUCCAUACCUUACUGGUCUUUCAAUCGCAGGUGGAAUAUUUUGUUUGGGAGUAGAAGGAGCAAUAUUUGGUCCUUUAUUACUAUGCUGUAUAAUGGUAGCAAUCAAUUUAAGCCGUCGUUAUCUUCAGUCACCGUCAGAAGUUAUGCCCGCCUAUCCUGAAAUUAAACAUUAACGUUAGAAAAAAGUUGUUCUAUCCAUAAGUAAUUAGUAGCAAAAAGUUAAAAGAUCUGCGCAACGAAAUUCGAAUUCAUACAGUUAUAUUACUAAAUGCUAACAUUUUACUAAUUCUUAGAUGAAACUAAUAAUACAAAGUCUGAUUCUUACAAAUCCUAUUUAAAAAUACCCAUUUCCCUAGGUAUGUAUUUUGAAAAAUGAUAGCUUUAUCUAGUCUUUGAGAGCAUUCAUUAACAAAAAAGUUUAUAUAAUAAUCGCUUUUUUUUUAUUAAUAUUUUACAAAAAUGAGAUUAAGGAAAGUUGAUAGAAUAUAUGAUAAAAAAUUUCAGCUUACGCUUAUUAAUAUAGGAAUACUGUUAUAUCCAUUUACAAGCCUAAUCUUUCACAAUUUUUAA